This is a messenger RNA of Podarcis muralis (Common wall lizard), 893 nucleotides long. The record is from RefSeq and is a predicted model, not a curated record. NCBI's taxonomy places the organism in Eukaryota, Metazoa, Chordata, Lepidosauria, Squamata, Lacertidae.
CCAUCCUCCUUUAGGUCGUGAAACGUUUCCGUGAGGGUGGCUACAACACUUUAGUCUCCACGUGUGUGGGCGAAGAAGGAUUGGAUAUUGGAGAAGUUGACCUCAUCGUUUGUUUUGAUGCUCAAAAAAGUCCAAUUCGGCUUGUGCAACGAAUGGGCCGAACCGGGCGCAAGCGGCAAGGGCGGAUCGUGGUCAUCCUUUCUGAAGGACGGGAAGAGCGAACAUACAAUCAAAGCCAGUUAAACAGAAGAAGCCUCCUCAAAGCUAUUUCUGAAAACAAAGGGCUCCACUUAUACCAGCACAGCCCACGGAUGAUUCCGGAAGGCAUCGACCCGAAGAUGCACAGGAUGCCAAUCACGCCUGCGGAGCGUGAGCCAAGCCCCUCCAAGCCCACCUCAAAAGGGAGGAGAGACCACACUCUUCUGCUGCAAAAGUGGCUUCCCUAUCCCACUGGGGCAGAUGCAAAGCAAACCCGUCCGUCCGAAGCUUGGUGCCUUACAGCUGAAGAAUUUGAAAGAUGGGAUAGAUUGUAUAAAAUCAAAGCUGGUGAUGGAAUAAGAAACCCAGUUCUGCCUCGAAGUCACUUUGAAACAUUAGAAGACGAGGAGACGAGAGACUCUCAAGCCAAGGAGGUCCAUGUGCUGUCUCUGACAGAGUGGAGGCUGUGGCAGAACCGCCCUUUCCCUACCCACCUGGUGGACCACUCGGAUCGCUGCCACCACUUCAUUAGCAUGAUGGAGAUGAUCGAGCAGAUGAGGCAUGAAGAGGUUGGUAAGCUCACAGCCUCACCGAACAAACAUUAUCUCCCUAUAAGAGUCAUGUCAGAUUUUGUAGUUUGCAUGAGACGGCGGCGUUGUGCCUUUGCUGAAGGAAGCUGAGCAGGCCGAGGGGCC